AUGCACUGCAGCAGAAUGAUACAGAUCUUGGACCCAACACCCUUGCCAAGCUCCAUCAUGCCUGUGGACAUGGCCAUGAGAAUUUGCUUAGCCCAUUCUCCACCACUGAAGAGUUUUCUCAGCCCCCUUGAGGACUGUCAAAGAAACAACUUUGUGAACAGAUUCAAACCUCUCAGACCGUGUCUUCAUGUGAAACGUGACUCCGAAGCUCAGAAGAGUGACUGGAACCACUCAGCAGCCCGAGCCAAGAAGCGAGUUGUGUUUGCAGACUCAAAGGGGCUGUCCCUGACGGCGAUACACACCUUCUCCGAGUUCCAGGAGCACCCUGGGUGGGAUCUUCAGUUUGACCUAUUAGGCCUUGAAAACAUAACAUCUGGCUUAAAGUUACAUGAGGAGAAAAACUUGAUUCUGGGUUUCCCUCAGCCCUCAGCUGACUACCUGGACUUCAGGAACCGCCUGCAGAAGAACUUGGUCUGCCUGGAGACCUGCACCCUGCAGGAGAAGGUGCUGUCGGGCACUGUGAAAGUAAAAAAUGUGAGCUUCGAAAAAAAGGUUCAGUUUCGAAUUACCUUUGAUACAUGGAAGACCUACACGGACGUUGAGUGUGUAUACAUGAACAAUGUUUACAGCGAUCCUGAAAAUGAUACCUUCUCAUUUACCAUUGACUUGCCUCCUGCCAUUUCCUCUGAAGAGGAGAUAGAGUUUUGCAUUUCUUACCAAAGCGGAGAACAUACCUUCUGGGACAAUAACGAGGGUCAGAAUUACAAGAUUCUCCAUGCAGAGUGGAAGCCUGAUGGUGUUCAGAUACCAUCUGCCAAGAAAGACUCCGUAGAUUUUCAGACUCCAGGGAGAGGACAAGAGAAAGAGCCUGAUCAGCUAGGCAGUCCGAGGCUGUCCAGUGGUCUCUUUCCCCGGUGGCAGAGUUUGGGUCAGAUUGAAAAUUCAUCACCAUAUUGGUGA
This is a messenger RNA of Nipponia nippon (crested ibis), 960 nucleotides long. It is a transcript of the gene PPP1R3C, whose product is annotated as protein phosphatase 1 regulatory subunit 3C. Lineage: Eukaryota; Metazoa; Chordata; Aves; Pelecaniformes; Threskiornithidae. Gene Ontology annotation, cellular component: protein phosphatase type 1 complex. Gene Ontology annotation, biological process: regulation of glycogen biosynthetic process. The record is from RefSeq and is a predicted model, not a curated record. Gene Ontology annotation, molecular function: glycogen binding; protein phosphatase 1 binding.